AUGAUCUUUUUAGCUUAUUGGACAUCCACGUUACGACCAAAUAUGGGCAGCGAGUCGUGGCUGGUCACCGGCUCUUCAGGAGGCAAAAACGCGGCGUUACGACGCACGAUGGAAAUAAUCGCCGAGCAAAACGAGGAGAUUCGCCGCCAGGAAAUGGCCGACCGACUCCGCGAUUUGCGAAUUACCGGCGCGCACGAGGGGCUGAGCGGCCCCGCACAACUUCUGCUCAACGUCGCUAGGCUGUCCAUCGCCUCUUCGUCGUAUUCUCCACAUGGGUCGCUACAAACCCGCCAGCAUCAUGGCCCGCCACCUCCAGUGAUCAUAUCUCCAUCUGCGCAGUCGAGAAGAUCAUCAGCUGCCUCGGCUGGCACGCGCUGUCCAUCCCCUCCAAGUCAAGUUGGGAGCGCCAGCUUGCUGCAGCUGAGAGAUUCACAUCCGCACUUCAAGGGCAAAAAAGAACGCCGCAGCUCGCGACGCCAAUCUUCCAUCGAGGGCAUGGCGAUCAAGGGCCGGAGAAGAGGCCUCUCGAUCUCCUCGGCCCCAGCCCAACGCUGGAAAACCGGUUCCCUAAUCCUCAGCCGAGGCUUCAGGAAG
Mesorhabditis spiculigera is the source of this 594-nucleotide messenger RNA. NCBI's taxonomy places the organism in Eukaryota, Metazoa, Nematoda, Chromadorea, Rhabditida, Rhabditidae. The record is from the annotation of a GenBank genome assembly.